Cucurbita pepo subsp. pepo (vegetable marrow) is the source of this 2405-nucleotide messenger RNA. RefSeq lists its product as uncharacterized. The record is from RefSeq and is a predicted model, not a curated record. NCBI's taxonomy places the organism in Eukaryota, Viridiplantae, Streptophyta, Magnoliopsida, Cucurbitales, Cucurbitaceae. Gene Ontology annotation, molecular function: cation binding.
UUCUUCUUCAUAGCCGUUGGAGUAAUCCUCUUUCGAAAACAGUCGGGCAAGAAGAUGAGGGACCAAACCUCUGGCUUGCGAUUUAACGACUCCUCUUGUUGCUUGAAGCGGAAAAGACCUCCCAAGAUUGAGAUCCCUAACGUCUUACGAGAGAUUCAAGCCGGAAAACUUGAAGCCACCACUCCCCGAACCGAUUCCCUCUCCUCCGCUGACUUUGCGGAUCAUGUGGGGGUUUUCUCCGUCAAGGGCAAGAAGAGGUUCAUGGAAGACACUCACAGGAUCAUUUCUUGCAUGAAAGGCCACUUCAAUGAUGCCUUUUUUGGCGUUUAUGAUGGCCAUGGAGGCAGGAAGGCAGCCAAAUUUGUUGCACAAAAUUUGCACAAGAACAUACUUCAAGUGGUGGCCAAUUGCACGGAAUCUGCACAGAAGGAGGAAGCAAUUAAAGCUGCUUUCUUGAAAACGGACGGGGACUUCUUGAAUCUGGGUUUAGGCAGUGGUGUCUGCUGUGUCACAGCUCUGAUACAAGGAGAAGAACUUGUUGUUUCCAAUUUGGGAGAUUGUAGGGCUGUUCUUUCUAGAGGAGGAGUAGCUGAAGCAGUCACAAAAGACCAUAGAGUUGAACAGGAGGAUGAAAGGAAACGAAUAGAGAACAAGGGUGGAUACGUUGAGAUUCACAGGGGGGCAUGGAGAGUUCAUGGAGUUCUUUCUGUUUCUAGAAGCAUUGGAGAUGCUCAUUUGAAGGACUGGGUACUGGCAGAGCCUGAUUCAAAGGUCCUACUUCUUAGUGAAGACAUGGAAUUUCUUGUUCUAGCCACUGAUGGAUUAUGGGAAAAGGUUGGGAACCAAGAGACCGUUGAUGUCGUGACACGACUGAGGUUGAUGGAUAAAAGUUUUGGGCUACCAAAAUGUUCCUUGAGAAGCACUAGCCAUGCCCAUUGCUCUGUGAACCUAAGUCCAUCAAAACUGCGGAGAGUUUCUUUGGUCACGCAACCGAAAGGAGGGGGGAUGGACCAAUCUCCAAUCUGUGACAAGGCAAUGGAUAGCUCUGAAGAAGCUGAAUAUGACUAUUCUUGUGAAACUGAAAGUCCUAGAACAAAAUCAAGGAGAAUAUCAUUGGUCAGACAUAAAAAGAUGAAGACAGAAUCUUCACCUAAGGAGAAUAAUGAUAGCUAUAGGAAGAGACCCACUUCCAGUAGACUUGUGGCUGCUUGUAAGGAACUUGUAGAUCUAGCUCUAAGUAGAGGUAGCCUGGAUGACAUUACCGUAAUAAUUGUCGACUUAAGCCACUUUAGGUGCGAGACCAUGCAUGACUCCAUCGGAAUUCCUGCUUGCUUCUCAUUUGGGGAGAGGCCAAGUAAUGAUCCAGCUUCAGUAAUCAGGCCAGGUCAGAGUGUGUUUAUGUCAGUAUAUCAAACAAAGAUCGUUGGUCAGUGUCGUCUCAUCACAGUCACUUGGUGUAAGAAUCUGUUACUUCAUGGUCUUUCCAUCUGUGUUCAAGGACCAGAAGGAAACCAGCAAUAUCAGUGUAAGGUUGAGAUGAAGCCAUGGUACUUCUGGAGAAAACAAGGUUCUAAGCACUUUGAAGUCGAUGGUCGAGCUGUGGAUGUAUUCUGGGACCUCAAGAGUGCAAAAUUCAAUGGAGAGACAGAGCCACAGUCGGAUUACUACGUGGCCGUUGUGUGUGAAGAAGAAGUUGUUUUACUUAUUGGGGAUCUCAAGAAAGAUGCCUUCAGAAAGACAGGUUGUCGGCCAGCUUUGAUUGAACCCACUCUAGUUUCAAAGAAGGAACAUGUAUUUGGGAAGAAAAUGUUCUCCACCAGAAUCCAGUUCCAUGAGAAAGGCAAGUUCCACACCAUCUCAAUUGAGUUCAUCAACAUCAAUAAUCCCAGUUUUUCUGAUUCAUUCGAUCCAGAACUGGAGAUGAGGAUCGACGGGCAACCAGCAAUCAAAAUUAAGCACCUUCACUGGAAGUUCAGAGGCAAUGAAUCUGUAUUAAUCAGCAGAACAAGACUAGAAGUUUACUGGGAUGUCCAUGAUUGGCUGUUUGGUUCAGGUUCCAGGUACGGGCUAUUCAUAUUCAGGCCAAUGUCAUCAUGGUCUGAAUCUCCAUCGUCAUCACUUGCAUCAACGACAUCGCUACCUGCUCCAUCCUCUUCUUUAACACCAACAGGAAUGUCCAUUAGAGAAGUGAUUUCUACUUCUGGGGAGGAUGAAAAUGCAGCGGCAGGAGUGUCAUCCAAAUUCUGCUUAUUUCUGUAUGCUUGGAAGAUGGAAUGAAGAAUGGUUAAUGGAAAUGGAAAUAUUUGGUGAAAACAAAACUGGGUUCUGCAACCUCUUACAGAUUGAGAUUGAGGAUUGAUGAAUUAGAUUUAGUUCCCAAUUCCCCAGAAAGAAUACAAGAGAGA